Messenger RNA from Budorcas taxicolor (takin), 2921 nucleotides. It is a transcript of the gene ZNF275, whose product is annotated as zinc finger protein 275. The transcript is spliced from 3 exons. The record is from RefSeq and is a predicted model, not a curated record. NCBI's taxonomy places the organism in Eukaryota, Metazoa, Chordata, Mammalia, Artiodactyla, Bovidae. The coding region runs from base 90 to 1220 and encodes 376 amino acids. Gene Ontology annotation, molecular function: RNA polymerase II cis-regulatory region sequence-specific DNA binding; DNA-binding transcription factor activity, RNA polymerase II-specific. Gene Ontology annotation, biological process: regulation of transcription by RNA polymerase II.
CUUGGUCUCUCACCUGGAGCAAGUCAGAGCCAUCCCCUAACGUGGAUUGAGCUAAACAUUCAGAAAGCAUCUGGGCAACCCAACAGCCAAUGAUGGAUGAAAAUGCACAGUCACAGGAGAUGGCUUCCACAAGCUCCCCAAGGGCCAGUGAGCCCAGCCCUGAGGUCAAACAGAACAGGGACUCAGGGGGGAAGGGAGGAAGCCCCCAGAAUUUGCCUGUAGAGCAUCACUUUGCAUGUAAAGAGUGUGGGGAUACCUUUCGGCUUAAGGUCCUCCUGGUGCAGCACCAGCGAAUUCACAGUGAGAAGAAGGGCUGGGAGUGCGGCGAUUGUGGGCAGGUCUUUCGUGGGGUGGCUGAGUUAAAUGAGCACAGGAAGAGCCAUGUGGCUGCAGAGCCCCAGCCGGGCCCCAGCUGGGUCCUCAAUGGGGCCGUGGAGAAGAGGGAGCAAAUGGAAAAGGAGGCGAAACCCUUCGAGUGUGAAGAAUGCGGGAAAAGGUUCAAGAAGAACGCGGGCCUCAGUCAGCAUCUGCGCGUCCACAGCCGAGAGAAGCCCUUUGACUGUGAGGAAUGCGGCCGCUCCUUCAAGGUCAAUACCCACCUCUUCCGCCAUCAGAAGCUGCACACUUCGGAGAAGCCCUUCGCCUGUAAGACAUGUAGCAGGGAUUUCCUGGAUCGCCAGGAACUUCUUAAGCACCAGCGGAUACACACCGGCCACCUGCCCUUCGACUGCGACGACUGCGGCAAGUCCUUCCGAGGAGUCAAUGGCCUGGCCGAGCACCAGCGCAUCCACAGUGGAGCGAAGCCCUACGUCUGCCCCCACUGUGGCAAGCUCUUCCGGAGGAGCUCAGAGCUGACCAAGCAUCGGCGGAUCCACACUGGCGAGAAGCCAUACGAGUGCAGCCAGUGCGGCAAGGCCUUCAGGCAGAGCUCCAGCCUCCUAGAGCACCAGCGCAUCCACACCGGGGAGCGGCCCUAUGCCUGCGGCGACUGCGGCAAGGCCUUCCGGGGGCCUUCCGACCUGAUCAAACACCGGCGCAUCCACAGCGGACUGAAACCCUAUGAAUGCGACAAAUGCGGGAAGGCCUUCCGCCGGAGCUCCGGCUUGAGUCGCCAUCGGAGGACCCACAGUGGAGCAAGACGCUGCGAGUGCAGCGAGUGUGGCCGCGUGUUCAAGAGGCGGUCGGCGCUGCAGAAGCAUCAGCCAACCCACCACGAGUAGGACUAUUCAAAAUCAAGUAUUUGAGAGAAGAUCAACAUGGUAACAAUGACGUCCCAAGGACUUAAGCAUAAGGUGAUGCCUCCUUUUGGGGAACAAUAGCCUCUCUUGAUAUGGGGCCUAGAUGGUACUUCUCCAAUCCUCCAUUUCCACCUCUGUAAAACGAGGAUGAUCACAGGACUACCUCCUAAGGUUAUAGCAAGGACCGUGAUGCCUCACCUGGCACAGAGGUACACACUCAGUGAAGUCAUAUGCCAUCACCUCCAUGGUUAUUGCUGUUGUUCUGUGACUCACUGGUAUCUGAACUGGGAAUGGACCCAGGGCUCCUGACUCCUAGUCUCAUCUUCUUUCUCUCACAUGAUGGCUUAAAAUACUGUUUCUGUUUGCUCGCAUGCAGAUCAUACGUGCAUCUCCUUUGACCAGUUAUCAAGUUACCUUUGAAUAUAUUGACUUUAUACAGCAGUUUUUUCUAUAUCAAUUGUGAUGCUCUCUUUGCCAGUUUUAUUGCUUUGCUCUUUGUAGCAGUUUUAUUACAUUUUUGUUGUGCAAGCUUUUGAUUUUUACAUAUCCAAGCGUUCAUUGUUGUCAGUUAAAUCAUGACUUCCAUUGCUUCAGUAGUUAGAGAUGAUGACAUUUUCUUCUAGAUAUUGAAUUACAAAUGAAAAGUUGAAAGUCCUGCCCCACCAGAAGGUGGAUGUCCAGGUGGGCAGGCUGGAUGGAAAUGGGCCGGAGAUGCAGGCUCACUCCUCAUCCAAGAUGAAGACUCUGCACAGCUGUGGGCAGUACUUGACUAUCCAACCUGGCCACCCAGGCACUCAAGAGGAAUUUCCAUCUUGGAUUGGCCAGAACACUCUUGACUGUUCCUCAGCAUAGCCCUGGCCUUCAGCAGUGGGGCGGGACCUCACUUAUGGGUCAGGAUCAAUGGGACAGUCCAAACUUGGUCUUGGCAGCAGCUGGCCAACCUUCCAACUCCUGGGAGCCUUGGCCAUGGCUCAGCAUGGAUUCAGUGCCUGAGCAGCAGAUCCACCCAACAGACAUCUCAAACACGAAGACUCAACUGACUGAUGGCUGUCACGUGGAUGGUAUCCUCUUCCUAGAGAGUGAUCCUGGAACUAGAAAGAGGUCAGCAGUUUGGUGGCUUCCACUUUUGGUGACUAGGAGGAAAUUCACCUGUGUGUUCUGCUGUCACCUCCUGCAUCCACAUCUGUGAGGGGGUGACAGAACAAAGGCUUGGAGACAACCCUGCCCCUCUGAUGGCCACACCAGGCCUGGGCUGUGACUUGCCACAGCCUUGCCCAAGAAGGGCAGUUAAAACAAGGGUUCAGAGGGCAAUGAUGCCCUUCUGACAACAGCCCGUGUGGCAUAGAAAUAGAAAUUGGUCAUCCUGGAACUGAGCUCUCACUUUCAGCAGCCUCCCCCAGGAGGAACAGCAGCAAGGGCUAGCCAAGAACCUGGCCCCUGUAGCGUGACUUCUCAGCAGCUGUGCCUGAGAUAGAGGGGGAGCUUGAGAGCCUGCCAAGGAAGGACACCCUUCUGACAGGCCCACUGGGGCUGAGAAGCAGGGUCCCACAGUGACCUUGUGACCUUAGCCAGAGGUACUCUGGAAUGGCCCCCCCCAGGUCACACCAGUGGCUCUCUGUGACAUCUCCAUCCUGACCCCCAGGCUGGAGAGAAGCUGACAGCUCUUGUUACAUAGCAAUUCUU